AUGCAGCCUCCCGACCUCCUCCCCUCUUCCGCGGCAAUACACCAUGCGCUUGCUACAGAAUCGCAAGCGUCGCCUCUGCUCUCGGACAUCAUGACAACCUCCACUGCUGUGAUGUUUGGCAUAGCGACUGCUGCAGCCUCGGCUACACAGAACUCAUUGUUCCCUCUCGCAUCGGCCUCCCCAUUGGAGUCCGCGUCAACCACCGACGCGGAUGACGAAAGCAGCGGCGAAUGCAAGUUACUGGGUCCUUUUGCCAUUCUUGUCCAAGGUGCUCUAGGAGCUCUCGCCCUGUUGUCUCUAGUGUACAAAAGAUGGCGGGAAAGGCCGCAGCGACCUCUGAAGAUCUGGUCUUUCGAUGCCUCAAAACAGGUCGUAGGGUCCAUCCUGCUACAUCUGGCAAAUCUACUCAUGUCUAUGUUCUCUUCUGGACAAAUCGAACGAAGCCUCGUAAAGGCCGCAGCAAGCACCCUCGGUACCGGGAUCAAUGAUGUAUACAGCCCCAAUCCUUGUUCUUUCUACUUGUUGAACCUGGCCAUUGACACGACGAUUGGAAUCCCUAUAUUGAUAUGCAUACUGAGAAUCCUGACUAUCGGCGCGAGUUACACCCCUCUCGCAAGACCGAAAGAGUCAAUAGAAUCCGGGCAUUAUGGAACGCCACCCAAGGCCACCUGGUGGCUGAAGCAGUGUCUCAUCUACUUUUUGGGAUUGCUGGGAAUGAAGGCUUGUGUAUUGCUCAUCUUCCAGCUGUGUCCAUGGCUGGGCCAAGUCGGUGACUGGGCUCUACGCUGGACAGAAGGCAACGAAGCCAUCCAGAUUGCUUUUGUCAUGCUCAUUUUCCCACUGAUCAUGAACGCACUACAAUAUUACAUUAUCGACACUUUCAUCAAGGACAACAAGGCCUCUCGAGAGGACGACGAGGACAACAGGGAGCAUGGAGCCGAAGAGGAGCAUGGUGGAUUACUCGAAGAAGAUUAUCCCGACCAUGGACACUCCAUCGACGAAGAUGAGGCUUGUAAGCCGGCACCUCCGACCAUCAAAGCACAGGCCCGGUCUCAGAGCAGAACCAUCGCGUCUUAUGACCCGGACAAGGACGGAGAGGUGGAUGCAGGUGACUCCCAGGGGGAGAGGAGUUCACUCGCAAGUCACGCGGAGGAGGAAGCCGUGGAACAUAGGCCGCACAUUUGA
Messenger RNA from Exophiala spinifera, 1185 nucleotides. RefSeq lists its product as uncharacterized. The record is from RefSeq and is a predicted model, not a curated record. Gene Ontology annotation, cellular component: membrane. The transcript has a single exon. NCBI's taxonomy places the organism in Eukaryota, Fungi, Ascomycota, Eurotiomycetes, Chaetothyriales, Herpotrichiellaceae. The coding region runs from base 1 to 1185 and encodes 394 amino acids.